AUGAUCAAUAUUAACACAAAUCAACCUUUCUAUAAUCCAUCGGCUAUUCAAAUGCAACCGAAUUUUGCAUCCGGAACUGGCAUGUUUAUGAAUCAACCAAUAAAUAUGACAUCAAUGGCACCACCGAAGAAACCAAAAUCAUCUUCUACUUCUCGUAUACCAAGUCUUUUUUUACCUGCUAUUCUGUUAUUGGCUUUUACUUGGAUAUUACAUACACUAGCAACAUUUCUGCCAUAUUGGUCAACUUAUUCUCAAAUAUCUGGUUCUCGAGCAGGUCUUUGGAGUGCUCAAAAUUUUAAUUAUACGUCAAUACAAAAUUUUUAUUUUCCAGACCCGGAUACUUUUCAAAAUAUAACUGGAUCAAUUCGAUUUACUAGUGCAAAUACAAAAGGAUAUUUAGUAACCGUACAAUUUUUAAUGACAUUUAAUUUUUGUUUAAUGUUUAUUGUACUUGUUUUAUUAAUAGCUGAUUAUAUUUUAUCUCGAAACUCGACUGGUGAAUCUCGUAGUUUUCUUAUUCGUGAUUAUAAUACACAUGAUACAGUUAUAAGAUAUGGUCUUCUUCUUUAUAUUAUCUAUGUAUUUGGUGUAUUUGAAUUUGCAGCAUGGAUAACAUUUGUUGGCUCACGACAUGAUAAUAAUUGGAAUCUGAAUGUUUCAUUUGCAUUUGCUAUUAUUGUUAGUGUAUUUCUAAUAUUUAUUUUUAUAAUGUAUGUUAUUGAAUUUAUUAAAAGAUUUAAGAAAAAUCGUGUAACAUGGGCAUAUUGGUAUGGUCCAUAUAUAGAAUGGGGUUUUUUUGUAUAUCUUUCUGCAUUACUUUUGCUUCUUCUUGUCAUUUGUUGUCCAGAAUGGGCUUAUAAAAAAUAUUAUCCAUUAGAAGUGUUUGCUGAAAUUGGUCUUUUUAAACAAUGUUAUUUAUCAUCGAUAUAUAAAAAGAGUGCUACACAGGGUUAUUGUACAUUAUCCAACUCCCAAAGCAAUCAAUCAUGGGUUAAUGCAGCGCAAGCAUUUAUGUUAAUGGCUUAUAUUAUAGGCAUGAUUAUAUUGGUUGUAAUUGUUAUUUUUCGAAAAGAAUUUCGUCAUCAAGAAAAUGGUUAUUUUGUAGAACGUGUUAAACAACCAACAUUUACAUAUAUCAUUGCAGGACUUAUACUUUUCUUUUGUUUUAUUUUUUCAUUAAUUGGUGUGUCAGUAUUUGGUGGUGAAGUAUUUCGCUAUCCAAUAAAUGUUAAUUGGGCAUAUGUAGUUGCUGUAUUUGCUAUGGUACUUUUUCUUAUUACUGGUAUUCUAUUCAUUUUGGAUGGUGUUCAUAGCAAGAAACAAAUACCUAAAGUAAAUUCAUCACCGAUUAGAAAAUUUUUCUUGCCAGCACCUUUAAAUUAUCGUGUAUUAGAUAUUAAACCAGUACCAUUACCAGCUCCUGUUGGUAAAUCAAAAUCAAAAUCAAAAUCAAAAGUUAAACCACCAGAACCAUUACAAUUUACACACAUAGGUCCGUCAUCUUGGCAAUCAAUGUCACCAGUUACACCAGCAGGAUCAUUACAAUUUGGGCAAAUACCUCCGUCAUCUUGGCAAACAAUGUCACCAUACGAUUUUCAACAGCAAACAAUGUAUCCAACAUCAGAUUUUGCUAAUACGCCAUACAUUUCGCCACAAGAAAUGUCGAUGAUGUCACCAAAUUAUAAUAUGGAACAAUAUCCAUCAGCUCCACUCACUCAAGCAUUAUUAGUUGAAUAUUAUCGACAAAUGCAACAUAAUCCACAAUUAUCAUCAUUACCGUAUAAUGAAGGUUUUAUGAAUUAUUCAUAUGAUCCAUUGACUUUUUCAAAUGAUGGAAAUUAUCUUUCUGAUGAGGAUAGACUAAAUGAAAUGAUUGUUCAACACUCUUUGCAACAACAACGUUUAACUGAGAAUCAUGAUCGUUUACUUGAAAGAUACAGUGGUGCUAUGCCACCACGUAGAUCAGCAUUUGGUACAAGUACCUUACCUGGUCGAAAUUAUGAUGACUAUUUACAUAGAAUGUAUGGUAAUGAUUAUCAAAAUACAUCAGCUGCAAUGUCACGAGCAGGUAUUGGUUCAUCAGACGAAACAUAUCGAUGGAUGGGUGAUGAAUAUGAUGACACUUUUCCAAGAGAUGUUAGUGCAGUAAUGCAAUAUAAUCGAAAUGAAUCAAUGUCAUAUGUAUAUGCAGAAAAAGUUGAUCCUGUAAAAAUGUAUGAUCAUCCAAUGUUUAGAUCAACAUUAGCCUAUAUACGAUCAGUAUAUAAUAAAAUAAGAUAUUCAAAAAAAAAUAAUGAUGAAAAUGAAGUUAAAUCAAAUAAUGUUGAUCAUAAAGAACAAACUAAAACACAGCCAACAACUACUAUUGAUAAUAACAAUGAAAUAUCUGAUCAAGCUGCUUUAGAAUAUAAAUUGAAUAAAAAAUGGACAACAAAACAUGAAUAUCUUGCUCCUAUUAAUUCUCAUCUUUUUAAUAUAUAUAUUCAACGUUUAAAUGGAUCUAUUGAAAGUUAUGGUCAAUCAUUAUAUUUACCAUCUGCUCAUCGUAGUCGUGAUACACGAUCAAAUUAUGAUGAAGUCAUAUUCAUUGCACCUUUAUCAGAUACUGAUUUAGUCGGGGUUAAUGUGUCUAAUGAGACUUCUACUUUAUUGAAUAGCCGAUACGAUACGUUGAACUCACAAACAGUUUCUACCACCAUUUGA
Messenger RNA from Rotaria sordida, 2703 nucleotides. NCBI's taxonomy places the organism in Eukaryota, Metazoa, Rotifera, Eurotatoria, Philodinida, Philodinidae. The record is from the annotation of a GenBank genome assembly.